Molecule: messenger RNA, 562 nt
Organism: Prorocentrum cordatum
Lineage: Eukaryota; Dinophyceae; Prorocentrales; Prorocentraceae
Source: the annotation of a GenBank genome assembly
GCGGUUCGAGCUGCUGUGGGACUCACUGCGGGGGAUAGUGUGGCCGAUGCGCCAGCGCAUGAGGGAGGACAAUAGCUCGAACGGGAGCGUGCAGGUGACCAGGGAUCGCCAGGCGCGCUCAGCGAAGAUGGAAGGGGGGAUCGAGCAGAUCUACGAGGAGGACGACGCUCCGAGCGAUCAGCCCAUCGAGCUAGUGGCGCCAGUGCGUGGGCUGAACGAUGCUCCUCUGUUGUGGCACAGAACGUUGACGGACAAUAUGUCCGUGCUUGGUUUUAAGCGAUCGUUGCUUGGGCCCUGCCUGUGGCUGCAGAGGGCCCCGGGCGGCAAGUUGCAGUCGCUCAUUUUGAUCGGGGCAGACGAUCUCAUAGUGUCGGGCGAAGCCGAGGUGCUCCCGGCCCUCUCCCUUUCGGGCGCCGUGGCAGAAGCCCAGUGGUUGCAGAUCAUGUGGAAGGAUGCUCUGUUCGGAGACGUUCAAGUGCCCGACUGGUCCCAGUCGCUGGGCCCAUGUUUUGUGAUAGUGCCUCGCGAGUGCGAGCUAGGCGAUCGGAACGCAGUUGAGAUG